This is a messenger RNA of Acanthopagrus latus (yellowfin seabream), 2286 nucleotides long. RefSeq names its product zinc finger protein 572-like. The coding region runs from base 516 to 1949 and encodes 477 amino acids. NCBI's taxonomy places the organism in Eukaryota, Metazoa, Chordata, Actinopteri, Spariformes, Sparidae. The transcript is spliced from 3 exons. The record is from RefSeq and is a predicted model, not a curated record.
GAAGAAGCUAUGUUGUGUUUUUAGCAUUAUGACUGCUCAACUUGAAACUGGACACUCUACAACGUAUAGCUUGGUCAGUUUGACUCGGACAUGUUUGAUACUUGGCAAGCUGGCUGCACCUGAAUAAACUGAACCCAGCGGACCGCAGCCUGUGUCCUCUAGUUGGUGCUUUGUUCGAAUCACAAGCUCUUGUCGCUGUGAACUUGCAGCUCGGCUAGCUUGCUUCCCUCAGCUAAAGCUAACUCUGCUAACUCAACAGUGGCUGAGGAGAAAAACCAGCCACACUGUCAGCUGGAUCUCCAGUUCACCCCCGUGAGUAUUGCUGCUGAAUCAGAGGCUGUCUCCUGCUGGUACAACAGGAUGCUGUGUUUGCAGACAUGGUCAGAGACAGGUGGGAUCUGAGGACACAGGAAGUUGAGGUGGAGCUGAGUAGCGAUCGGGAGUGACAAGGACUCGGGGCAGGGGGGGGGGCUCAUGUCUACUUUGUAAGCCUUCACUGUGGAGAACACUUCAGCAUGGUGAAGACCACAAAGAUGGAGCUGCUGAGAGCGCUUGUCAGUGAGUGCUUGUCCGCAGCCGCGCAGGAGAUCUUCAAGAUUGUAGAAAGAACCAUCAUCGAGUACGAAGAGGAAAUGUCCUGUUCAAAGUGGGUGGUGGACAGCCACCGCAGGCUGCUGGAUGUUGCCAGUUCACACAGCGAAGACUCUCUCCAGAUGUCUGCCACAGAUGUGAAGAUGCAGUCUGGUCAACAGCAGCCUGCUGCCAGCGUGAACAUCAGUGUGAGCUGGAAAUCAGAAAACGUCACAUCAGAGCCGAUGGAAGACAGUCCCAACAUGAACAACACUCAUUCAGACUCCUCUCCUGCCAGUGAUAAUGAUCAAAGUGACCAGGAGAUACUGGUCGAUAUAGGAGAUGAUGAUGUGAAGCAGGAGUUUGACCUGAGCUUGCCUUUGCAUAUUCUCAAAGUGAAGAAACCGUUCAAAUGUCCCAUUUGCUUGGCCGAUUUUUCUUCCAAAAAGACGAUGGUACGACACCUCAAAAGGCAUCCGGAGGACAAAUCCUCAUCGUACCAGUGCCAGUUCUGUGACCGCAGCUACUGCCACAAAUCAGAAUUCAUCAUUCAUGCCAGGACACACAAAGGCACCAAACCAUACAAGUGCCAAGACUGCGACAAAAGCUUUGAGCAGAGGGACACUCUGCUACUUCACAGGCAAAAACACACUGAGGAGAAACCAGAUCAGUGUUUUAGUGAAAAGGAGGAGGCAGAUGUUUACCUGACACCUGGCAGGAAGAUUGGAGAAGACCUGGACUCCAGACAGGCAGAGUCUGUCAUUAAGACAUUUCCUCUCACUAUCGCUCCCUAUGAUAAGAGUGAGUUUGAUCAGGAGUCUCUGCAGCCCCUGUGUCUUUACCAGAUUCAGACUGUUGCUGAUAUCGAUAAAGAGGCCUCGACUGCAGCUCCAGCUGAUCGCAUUAAAACUGAGCCAGCUGGAGCCGACGGUGGACUGUCAGACAACACCACCGAUGAUCAGCUGUUCCUUUCGGUGAAUCCAGGCGAACAGGCUGGAGGUGAGACGGAGCCCAAACAUCUCAGCAUCAAAAACCUCCUGCCAAGGAGACCUUCAGGAAAAUCCACCGAGCUCAUCAUUCAGUUCGAAGCAGGGACGGCACAGAAACCCUACAAGUGUCCUUGUUGCACCAAAUGUUUCUCCUUGACUAAGACUUUAAUAAGACACGUCAAGAUCCACACAGAAGACAAAACGUAUCAGUGCCCGUUUUGUGGGAGAAACUUCUGUCAGAAGUCGGACCUGGUCAAUCAUACAAGGAUACACACAGGAGAGAGACCAUACCAGUGCCAAGAAUGUCACAAGUCUUUUGCCCAGAAAGGCAACCUGAUGGUUCACAUGAAGAAGCAUGCAGGAGAGAAAUCGUAUCAGUGCCAGCUGUAGCUAUAGUCACAAGUCAUCCUUUGAACGUCACACGCAGAGGCGCACACAGUAUGUGGAGUUUGCAGGGUCAUUUUUUGGUACUGAAAUGUGUCUGUAGCUAGUCAAGAACCUUUUGUGAACCUAUCACGUUCUUUCAUCGUAUAGCUGUGAUUUAAAUCAGAUGUUUGCCAGCUGACAAAGGUCAUAACAGCAAUGCAGUCAUUUUUUAAAAUAGCUUUUAUGUUGAGAUCACAAAUCAUUUAUUAAUUUGUACAGCCCAAAAUCACAAUCACAUUGCCACGGUGGGUUUUACAAUCUGUACAGUAAACAGCAUUCUCUUUCCCAAGAAAAUUUGCCA